This is a messenger RNA of Paramormyrops kingsleyae, 3932 nucleotides long. RefSeq names its product stress-induced phosphoprotein 1 (gene stip1). Lineage: Eukaryota; Metazoa; Chordata; Actinopteri; Osteoglossiformes; Mormyridae. Gene Ontology annotation, molecular function: Hsp90 protein binding. The record is from RefSeq and is a predicted model, not a curated record.
GCGGCUGUAAAUGAAUGGCAGGAAACGUUAUUGAUGGGUCGAACUCCCAAUGAAGGCUCCGCUAGCCCUCGACUUCCUUGACUCUGAGCGGCUAAUUAAUAUAUUCGUAAGGGAGGGACCACCGCAUAGUCAUCUCACAGUAGCUUCUGGAACCUCAUGGUAGCACGAUGGCUAAGGUGUCAGAGUUGAAAGACAAAGGCAACAAGGCACUGAGCAGCGGCCAGCUAGAUGAGGCGGUGCGUUGUUAUACGGAGGCCUUGACCCUCGACCCCUCCAACCAUGUGCUGUACAGUAACCGUUCUGCAGCCUAUGCCAAGAAGGGAGAUUAUGAGAAUGCCCUAAAGGAUGCUUGCAAGACUGUGGAGAUCAAGCCUGAUUGGGGCAAGGGCUAUUCUCGCAAGGCUGCAGCAUUGGAGUUCCUCAAGCGAUUUGAGGAGGCCAAGGUGACCUACGAGGAAGGGCUCAAGCACGAGCCGACCAACCAGCAGCUGAAGGAUGGACUUCAGAACAUGGAGGCACGGCUAGCAGAGAAGAAGAUGAUGAACCCUUUUGCUAUGCCCAACUUGUAUGAGAAGCUGGAAAGUGACCCUCGAACCCGGGCACUCCUGGCAGAGCCUGGAUAUAGAGAACUAUUGGAGCAACUGAGGAACAAGCCUUCUGACCUUGGCACGAAGCUGCAGGACCCUCGGGUGAUGACCACGCUCUCUGUCCUGCUGGGCUUUGACUUUGCUGGGGGUGAGGAAGAUGAAGAGGAGCCCACCCCGCCACCACCCCCCAAAGCAAAACCGCAGCCUCCCCCACCCAAAGAGGAGGACCUGCCGGAGAACAAGAGACAGGCUCUGAAGGAGAAAGAUCUUGGCAACGAGGCUUACAAGAAAAAGGACUUUGAAACGGCAUUGAAGCACUAUGAGGCUGCACUACAGCAUGACCCCACCAACAUGACCUACCUUUCCAAUCAAGCAGCUGUAUUCUUUGAGAAGGGCGAGUUUGAGAAGUGCCGAGAGAUGUGCGAGAAAGCCAUCGAGGUGGGCCGGGAGAACCGCGAGGACUACAGACAGAUCGCAAAGGCUUAUGCAAGGAUUGGAAACUCCUACUUUAAGCAGGAGAGGUACACAGAUGCCAUCCACUUCUAUAACAAGAGCUUAACUGAGCAUCGCACCCCUGAAGUGCUGAAGAAAUGCCAGCAGGCAGAGAAGAUUGUGAAGGAGCAGGAAAAGAUGGCCUACAUCAACCCUGAGAUGGCCUUGGAGGAGAAGAACAAGGGGAAUGAGGCCUUCCAAAAGGGUGACUAUCCGCUAGCCAUGAAGCAUUACACAGAGGCCAUCAAGCGGAACCCCCAAGAUGCCAAGCUGUUCAGCAACCGCGCCGCCUGCUACACCAAGCUGCUGGAGUUCCAGCUGGCCCUGAAGGACUGUGAAGAGUGUAUCAGACUGGAGCCUGCUUUCAUAAAGGGCUAUACGCGCAAGGCCGCCGCCCUGGAGGCCAUGAAGGAGUUUAGCAAAGCGAUGGACUUCUACCAGAAAGCCCUGGAUCUCGACUCCAACUCCAAGGAGGCAUCAGAGGGGCUGCAGCGUUGCCUAGUCAACCAGGCGAUGCGCAACGACGACCCCGAGGAUGUGAAGCGCAGGGCCAUGGCCGACCCAGAGGUGCAGCAGAUCAUGAGCGACCCGGCCAUGCGCCUCAUCCUGGAGCAGAUGCAGAAGGACCCCCAGGCACUCAGCGACCACCUGAAGAAUCCAGUCAUUGCUCAGAAGAUCCAGAAGCUCAUCGAUGUCGGCCUGAUAGCCAUUCGGUGAUUGGAGGGAAACCGAAGUAUGGUUCAAGCACAGAACGAGAUGACAUUGAGGCUACAGAAGAACAACACAACCCCCCCCCUCAUCUCUUACCUCCAUCAGACAUCAAGAUCUACAGUCGACCCAAGUUUAUUCUCAGCCAAAACAGUGUUUAAGGCAACAGCAACCAGUUCCAGAAGACUUAAUGAUUCACAUCCCAGAAUUUCUAAAUAUUUUGAAAUGCAUGCUUUAACUGUUCUUGAGCAGGGGUUAAUUUUGAUUUUGUAGGUUUGUCAUUUUAAGCCAGACAAUUAUGCUUAUUAUAGCAGUCAAUUAGAUCUGAUUUAGAUUUGUUCUUCACUAUACGCACAGCAAAUACUCUAUAACUGUAACUUGUUAAAGUGAAUCAUAAUCCCACUUUAUAUCUGUGAUUCCCCCCCCCCCCCAUUUGAAAAAGAAAAAGAUCAGUUCUCUGAAUGUGUUCUUGUGCCCCUUCUUGAAUUGUGCAAUUUCAUGCAUUGAUCAUGCAUGAAAGAAGCAUAUUGCUGUUUGAUCCUAAAUGGUUCUUUUGUCUUUGGCUAAAUGAUCUUAAAGAUGCUUGAGAUAGCCCAGUAUCUGGCCGCAGUAUGAAUGUGUGGUGUUUUUUUUUUUUUUUUUUAGUAUUUUCUUUUUUUUUUUUAUAUAUAUACAUAUAUAAAUGUAAUCGGACCUCAAAAGGCAAUGUUCUACCUGGAUGCUGUGUUGGCCUGAAAAAUGACACCGACGAACAUUUCUCAAGCUGCUCUGCCCUCCCCCGGCUGCUCUCACCCACUAGAGGGUGCACUUUACCUGCAUUUUAACUAGGAUUCUUGUACACUUUCCACCACAACUACACAGAACUUCUGUAUUUCAGUAAGACUGGGAGAGGUAGUGCUUGUUGCCAAGCCACACUGCGAUAUUUAUGACAUGUUAGCCUAGCAUUUAAUGAUUGGUUCCCUCUGUGGAACAUUUGAAAGUCUAUAUGAUUUUCCCAGGUAUAGCUAUACUGCUUUGUCAUUUAUACUAAUGCAGUAAUGGGAUUUCAGUCAAGCAUGACCUAUGAAGAUGUAUUUCUGCACCUGGGCCUUGAACCACAUUUUGUUUAAUUUGGUUUUGACAUUGAUGCUGUAAUGGGGUUUGCUUAUCAGUAAAAGGAUGCCCAUUCUUCAUUUUCAUUAAUAUCACAUGAUUUUGCGUUUAAUUUUUAUUUUCUAAGGAAACACUAAUAUAAAAAUUUCACACAUCUGACAACUGGUGACCGUGCUACAUAUUUCUAUGAAGAUUUUGGGUUCAGUUACAGUAUCAGGAUUAAGGCUUGAUGAACCCAACAAUUUGUAGCACUUACUGGAAAAGGCUAACUUAUUAUUCUAACAUGUAGUAGAUCAUUAAGUGCAAUAUUUGUGACUGAUUGUAUUGCAGAAGUCACCCGCUUCCAUUGAACAGGGCCUUCAAGCACAUGCCUGUCUCGCACUGCGUCAUUAAACUUCAGCCAACCCAAAGUGAAGAAGUUGAGGGGGAACGGCUUUGGUCAGAAAUGCUGAUUGAAGGAAAUCAAAUACUUCCAACAAUCUUCCCCGAUACACUGUAAAUUAGGCUUUGCUAGACCUUAGGAGAGCCGGGAUAGUAUAAGCGCUUUCUAUUCACCUGUAUCACUUCACUGUAUUAGUUGUCUUUCCAGUGCACUAGGUAUAGAUAGGGUGUGUCUAUGUCCACAGCUAUGUCAUAAAAAUCUACAUUAAGGAAGACAACUGGAAACUGCAAUCUGGUUUGCUGAUGGAAUUGGUGAGAUGAAAAUACAAGCCAGUAGGCUUAAAAACGAAGGGUGAAAAGAAUGAAUGCAGUGACAUUCCAAAUAGGUUCUCUUAGGUUGCCUAUUGCCAUUUGGAAUCACGUCAUUCUUUGUAUUGUCUGUCUAACCAACUGCUAGCCUUUCACAUGCCUUUCAAUGCUCAUUACUGCUUCAGCAAGACUCAUUCAGAGUGUUCAGGUUGGUCUUUGGGUGUAAUGCAAAAAAAAAUAAAAAUAUGUGAAACCUGCAGGAAUGGCAAGGCACCGCAUCGAACAAUCGGAGGGUCUGUUGUAUUGCUACGAAUUGCAUGAUUGUAUUUUUGUCAGCAAUAAAGUAAAUGUAACUGCUGGAAA